Messenger RNA from Owenia fusiformis, 1223 nucleotides. Lineage: Eukaryota; Metazoa; Annelida; Polychaeta; Sabellida; Oweniidae. The record is from the annotation of a GenBank genome assembly.
UAACCUUGUGAGGCGGGUGGUACUAACGCAGAUUGAACAGAAACUUUGCUAAAAGUGAUGAAUUCCAAAACGAGGACAUAGAAAUGUCAACUGAACACCGGCGAAAAGAUAAGAUAACCUUCUUUUCCAAUAACAAAAAUGACAGCAAACAAGAAAAAGAUAGCUCAAAAUGGCAUUUUUACAAAUGUGGAUUAUAUGGAAUUCGUGAUAGGUGGCGCUGCAUCUUGUGGGGCCGUCUGCUUCAGUAACCCAUUGGAAACUGUUAAGACUCGGAUGCAAUUACAGGGGGAACUGAAGGCAAAGGGACAUUAUGCAGUCACAUACAGGAAUGUAUUUGAUGCAUUCAUAAAGAUUGGACGACAUGAGGGAUUGAGGUCUCUCCAAAAGGGCCUUUCCCCUGCAUUAGCAUAUCAGUUAUCACUGAACGGCACACGAAGAGGCAUAUAUCAGGCAAUAGUAAGCGCUGGUUUCGUAGAGACCAAACCUGGAGGUGGCACAAACUUGUGGGCUAGUACGAUGGCGGGUGGAGUCGCAGGAUGUAUUUCAGCGUGUAUUUCUAGUCCUUGGUUUAUGUUCAAGACCCAGUUCCAGAGUGAGGCUGCGUCUGCGAUAGCAGUUGGUCACCAACGUCAUUACGCUAGUCUCAGACAGGCUGUAGCUCAAGUGGUCCGAGAACAAGGAUUCAAGGGGCUAUACAGGGGUGCGACUGGCAUCACCAUACGAGUAACAUGUGGUUCUGCAGCCGAGAUGCCAUCUUUUGCCCUCACCAAAGAAUUCUUGGACAAAUAUCAAAUUAUGGCUAAAGGUACUUUCAUGAACGCGGCAGUAUCAAGCAUCAUUAGUGGAAUAGCAGUGACUGUAGCAAUGUGUCCUUUUGACGUGGUGACAACAAGGCUGUAUAACCAGGGGCUGGACGCCAAGGGAAAGGGACUUCUAUAUGACAAUUUCUUUGAUUGUGUAUGGAAAAUACUCAAACAAGAGGGGCCAUUUGGGUUUUAUAAAGGAUUUGGUGCUCUGUUAUUUAGACUUGGACCUCAUACUUUACUUAGUUUAAUGCUCUGGGACGCGAUGAGAGUUCGAUACAACAGAUACAAAUUACGUGACCUACCUUCAGAAGAAAUCAAAGUAAAAAUUUAAAAAUGUCUCGUUCGUUCGUUCUCUUAUUACGUGUAUUCAAAUAUACAUGAAUUAUUCCACUAUACUUUAAGGAUAUUGUAAACGAU